AUACACACAUACACACAAUAAAAAAAAAAAACACAAAUUAAAUAGUUUUCAAUUCUUGGCUUAAUAGUUUUUAUAGCUCGUCGCUAUGCAAAAUUAACUUCAAUAUAUAAAGUGUUGCAAAAUUUCAAGUCUUUUUUGUUUUGUCCCCUACAAUUCCAUUCCAUAUUCCCCCAAAGAGAGCAUACACAGACACAAACGCCAACAAACAGCAAGAACCCCGAGAACAAGGCAAAGGAGCAACAGCAGCAAGAUGAAUAAAACCUGUGCGCGUUGCCAAAAGAUCGUUUAUCCGAUCGAAGAGCUUAAAUGUCUGGAUAAGACAUGGCACAAGACUUGCUUCAAAUGCACAGAAUGCGGCAUGGCGCUGAACAUGAAAACCUACAAGGGCUACAACAAGAUGCCAUAUUGUGAGGCUCACAUACCGAAAGCCAAGGCAACCGCAAUUGCCGAUACGCCGGAACUGAAGCGCAUUGCCGAAAAUACAAAAAUCCAAUCGAAUGUGAAAUAUCAUGCGGACUUUGAGAAGGCCAAAGGCAAAUUUACACAGGUUGCUGAUGAUCCGGAGACGUUGAGGAUUAAGCAGAACACCAAGCACAUAUCGAAUGUUGCCUAUCAUGGUGAUCUCGAGAAGAAGGCCGCCAUGGAGAAGCAGCGCGGAUCGGCUGAGGUCUCCGACAGCAGCAACGAAUCGGAAUAUUUCUCUGAGCAAUUGGCAGCUGAACAAUUAUCACAAUAUGCACCCACAGCCUCGCCCAUACCGCCAACAACAACAACAACAGCAACACCACUGCAACAGCCACCCCAACAGCAACAUCAACUGCAUUACCAGCAACAGUUGCAGCGUGAUCAGCAACACUAUUUGCAACAGCAACAACAAACACUGCCACCGCCACCCAUACAACACCAGCAAUACAACACGGCGGCCAUAACGCCGACAUAUCAACACCAACAUCAACAGCCGCCGCAACAACAGCAACAGCAAUACAAUCACAGACAGCAACAACAACAACAGCAGCAGCAGCAGCAUCAAUUGCAGCAGCAGCAGCAGCAACAGUCGCUGCAUGAUCCUUAUGCACACUAUCAACAGCCACAGGCGCUGCGCCAGCAACACUUGCUGCAGCAGCAACAGCAACAUGCCAUUAAACAAGCUUCACAUCUGUAUCCCACAGCAUCAUCAUCGUCGUCAUCACCACAGCAGCAGCUGCAGCAGCAGCAGCAACAACCGCAGGCGGUCAACAACUACAAUCAGCUGCGUUCGGCCAUUUUGCACAACUCACAUCAUCCCAGCGGCAAUGCUGCUGAUCUACUCGAAUACCAACAGCAGCAGCAGCAGUUGCAGCAGCAACACUCGCACAGCAGCUUGGUCAACAACAACACGGCUCACAGCGGCAACAGCAGCAGCAGUAAUGGCGGCCUCAACAGUCAACACAACAGCAACCACAGCCACAGCAAUAACAAUGGUGCUCCAGCUCAUCCGCAUCCAGCCAGUCUCAGCUAUCCCCAGCAGCAGCAGCAGUCACGCUCCCAAGCCAGCCUGCAGCAGCAGCACAGCAACAACAGCAUUAACAAGCAGCAACAGUUGCCGCCGCCGAGCAACACCAAUCUGCAGCAGCUCUAUGUGGCAUCCAACUACAGCUCUGUGACGCCCUCCGAGAAUGCGCUGGCUGGCAAACUGCACGCCGGCACCAAUGGCCAUGUGAGCGCACAGCAAAGCAUCAACAAUAUUGGUAAGAUUGCCGACUACGAUCCGUUGACAGACGGGCCACGCCCCAUGCCCAGCACAGGACGCUCCAGCACAACGCUGGUCUACAGCUCGGAUCAGCGUGGCGGCGGCGCAGGCAACAGCGUUUAUCCCAAGCGCAUUGGCUCUGUCUCGGAUAUUGAUCCAGCCAAUGGCAUUUAUGGCUCGCUGAGCAGCGCGGAGCAGGCACAGGCGCAAAAGCAGCAGCAAUAUUAUCAGCAAGUGCAGAUGAUGCAGCAGCAGGAGCAGCAGCAACAGCAACAAAUGCGCCAGCAGCCAUCCUACGAUUCGGUGCAGGAGAAGCAAUCACGCCAAAGCGCAUUGCGCGUCUAUCGUGCCAUUUACGACUACGAGGCACAGGAUGUGGACGAGGUGAGCUUCCGCGAGGGCGAUGUCAUCUUCGAGGUGGAGUCCAUUGACUCGGGCUGGAUGACCGGACGCGUGGAGCGCACCGGCAAGACCGGCAUGCUGCCCGCCAACUAUGUGGAGCAGGCGGUUAUAUAAUAGGGAAUGUGCUACU
Messenger RNA from Drosophila busckii, 2261 nucleotides. RefSeq names its product LIM and SH3 domain protein Lasp. The coding region runs from base 251 to 2245 and encodes 664 amino acids. The record is from RefSeq and is a predicted model, not a curated record. The transcript has 7 exons. Gene Ontology annotation, molecular function: actin filament binding. Lineage: Eukaryota; Metazoa; Arthropoda; Insecta; Diptera; Drosophilidae. Gene Ontology annotation, cellular component: focal adhesion.